Molecule: messenger RNA, 561 nt
Organism: Oikopleura dioica
Lineage: Eukaryota; Metazoa; Chordata; Appendicularia; Copelata; Oikopleuridae
Source: the annotation of a GenBank genome assembly
AUGGAUAAGUUCAAAAAAAUCGCCGAAAAAGUCAUUGACGACUCUGCUCCAACGAAUCCACAGCUAGUUGAUAUCGUAAAUAUGACAAAGAUGCUCAAGGAGAAAGAACAGUUCAUGAAAAACCUUGCGAAUGACCAAAGAAAAAACAUUGAGCCAAUUAUUCGCGAACAGCUUUAUAAAGAUGCAGUGGAUAUUUUAAAAAGAGUCGACGACGAGUACGAAAAAAUCUACGGCAAAGGACUCAUUGGAGCGAUUUUCAAGCAGAUAUGCAAGAUCUUCGGGUUUGGAGAUUCUGAGGCUUACCAGAGCUUCAAACUUGACGCCAAAACGAAACUCUUGGAGUACAGCUCAAAAAUAGCCAACCAAGAAAUUGAAAAUACAGAAUACCUCGGUCGCAAAACGACGACACUGAUGAGGGGAAGAGAAGACACCGACGAUUACCUAACCAUGGACGGCUUCACGGGCGAAAGUUUCGAUUCAAGAGGACGGAAACGAAAGACUGCAAAUUUCACUGAAAACUUGCUGUCAAGCCUCAAUCUUCUGAACAGAAAAAGCAAAUAA